CAUGCAUUCUGUGAAGGGUUCUCAUGCGCAGCAUUGCCUGAUACUGCUGUCAUGGCAUUGUCUGAGGAGCCUCUCCUAGGAGAUGCCCGUCCUGCAUCCAGCUCGGAAGGCAUCUCUGCUGCAGGGCCCACUGCACCAGCUCGUCACGGACAGAAGAGAGGGUUUCGCAUGCGCAAUGCAGCUGGCCGCGCCCAGGCUUCCAAAGGCCGGCGCAAGAGCGGGCUGUCUUCUGCCGACCGCGUCGAGCGCGCUGCGGCCCUUGUUGAUCUAGCGGAGGACGGCAUCGGGCUUCCAAUCGAGCUCCUCGACAGCACACACUUUUCCCGAUCUGCAAAGCGCUACUUCUGGUGCGGCGCGCUCGCGCCCAUCUGGACCGCCAACUUCUGUCUCUUGCUAGGGCUCAAUUUCGUGGAGGUGCCAAGCUGGUGUGCGGAGCCGUUUCCGCACCCUUGCGGAGACCCGAAAAAGUACUGGCUCGGGGGGUUCCCAUACCUGCCGCCAAAGUCGUUCAAUGCGCUCGAGCUGGUCUCGCUGUGCGUCCUGGCAUUCCAAGUUUUCUUGCCCAUAUCUUUUGAGGGCCACCGUCACUUUUGGCGGGACCGCCUGAACCAGUUGUUCAUCCUGCUCUUCUCCCUGCUCGCUGCGGACGUCCUGGUCAACACGGCAUGGCUCUACACGGACGUCCGGAUACUCGACAAGCUGGUGGCUGUCCGGCUGGCACCGUACCUCAGGGUUCUCGUGGUGGGGGCCAAUGGCGGCGAGACUCGAAAGGCCUUUCGCAUUCUGAUAGGAAUCAUCCCGGCGUUCCUGGACAUGAUGACGCUGAUAGGCUUUUGGCUGGCCUUCUCGGCGUGGCUGCUCUACAUCCUAUUCGAGCACACCACGCAAGGCGAGAAGUACUUCAAGUCCUGGCGCGCCACGUUGAACGAGCUGAUCAUCGGCAUGUUCACGGCGCAAAACCUGCCCGACUUCUGGAUGCCCGCCUUCAACGACAAUCGCGCCGCGGGGCUCAUCUUCAUGACGUUCGAGUUCGUGUCGUGCAACUUCUUCCUCAGUCUGAUAUUCGCCGUGGUGUACGACGGGUACAAGAACAGCCUGGCCAAGGAGUACAAGAAGGCGUACCUGGCGCGGAACAAGAUUCUGCAGGCGGCCUUCCAAACGCUCGACGAGCGCAAGCGGGGCUACCUCGACAGCCAUCAAAUUAGCAAGCUGUUGAUAGCCCUGAACCAGUACCGCAACUUCCCGCACUUCGACGAGGCGGACAUCGAGCACAUCUUUCUGGCGCUGGACGACUCGGGUGACAACCGCAUCACCGAGGAAGAGUUUCUGGACAUGUGCGUCGCGGUGCGGCUCCGGUUCGUACCGCUGGACGAGCCCACUUUACUAGAAGUCUUCUUUCCGGACGUUUUCACCUCCGCGCGCUACGACGCAUUCAAGGACUUCGUCCGCAGCCGCGCCUUCCAGCACAUCGUGCACGCGGUCCUCGUCCUGCAGGCGCUCGUCAUCAUGAUCGAGUCCGCGGCUGACGUCACGGGCGACCAGAGGCUGCAGGCGCAAUGGCUGCGCAUCGAGAUGGGCUUCGGGCUGUUGUACCUCGCCGAGAUGCUGGCAAAGAUUAUGGCCGAGGGCGCGCGCCACUACUGGCGCACCGCCGCCAACAAAUUUGACUGCCUCGUCACGCUCGGAAUCGUCGUCACGCAGGUGCUGAUCGUGGCGGGCCUGGUUCAGCCGGAGUGGAUCCGCUACCUGCUGAUCCUGUGCGUCCUGCGCCUCGCGCGCGUGCUGACGUCCGUGAAGCGCUACUCCGUCAUCAUGACGUCGUUCUUCAGCCUCUGGCGCGUGGUGACGCCGCUGGUGGGCGUCACGUACUGCUUCAGCUCAAUCUUCUGCAGCAUGGGCAUCCAGCUCUUCGGGGGGGAGGUCUACGACGGCGCGCCCUGCAUCAAAGGCACCGGUUAUGAGGACUCCGGCUACGGCCCCAACAAUUUCAAUGAUUACGCAUCGGGGAUGGUGCUUAUCUUUGAGUGGCUCAACAGCAGCCUGUUCUCUGUGUGGCUCACCAUCGCGGGGCGCAUCUACGACACCGCCUGGAUCCGCGUCUACUUCAUCAGCUUCCUGAUCCUCGGGACCAUUUUCAUCAUGAACGUAUUUAUUGGCUUCGUCUUCGAUGCGUACUACGUUGAGACCGAGCUUGCCGAGAGUGGCGGGAACGAGUUGCGCGACUUGCGGCUCGGGUUCCGCGGCAAGGCCGUCGAAGUGGAACCGAGCGACCGGUUCCAGCAGGUUAUGGAUCACAUGCUAGGCGGCAACGAAUUGCGGCAGUUAAGUCUGCAGGAGAGCCUGCGGAGGCGGGGCCAGCCAGGCGAUCUCGAGUCGCGGGGCUCGUUGCUCGCGAAAGAGAUCGAGGCCUUAAGGUAGUCUUGAUUCGUUGGAGCAUUGUGGUGUUGAAAACACAGGCGGGAGCACGACUCUCAAAGGCUCCGAGCUGUAACAGGUUGUCGGAUGCGAGUUCAGCAUUGAGCGUUGAGCGGGGAAUGAUGUGAGGGCCAUCGGGGGCCGUGUUCACGUGCAUCUGCAAUUUUGAUAGUCCGAUUUGGGACUAGCAAAUAUUUCGAGGUAGGACAUGUGAGUUCUGCGCUAGACGAACGACCU
Messenger RNA from Klebsormidium nitens, 2652 nucleotides. Lineage: Eukaryota; Viridiplantae; Streptophyta; Klebsormidiophyceae; Klebsormidiales; Klebsormidiaceae. The record is from the annotation of a GenBank genome assembly.